AUGGAUGACGCGUUUCCAGUAAAUAAUGUAAAUGAUGCUAAUUCUGACGAUAGCGGGUCAGAAUUUUCAGGAUUUGGACCAGAGGACAUUCCCUCUGACAUUGAGGUUCCAUACAAAUCGGAAUCUAGCGAAUCUGAGUCGGAUUCUGACGAGGAACCGUCGACGGAAUGGACGUCAAGAUUUUCUCCAUUGGCCUUCGAUAACUUUGUUGAGCGACCUGGCCCCAUCCUUCCUCAUGAUUUCGAUGACGAACUUGCUUCCCCUUUGGACUUCUUCUCACUGAUGUUCCAUCCCAUGAUGUUCGCUGAAAUGGCAAGGCAUACGAACAACUAUGCCACAUGGAAAAUGGAGACGGAGGGAAGACAUGAUCCAAAGUGGACGGAAACAGAUUCUGCGGAGAUAAGAGCAUACAUUGGACUCAAUAUUUGGAUGGGUUGCAACUGGGUUCCGACGAUCGAACGGUAUUGGAGCGAGAAUAUAUUCAAGGGAAAUCAAGGCUUCAAAACGGUCAUGACUGUCAAUAGGUUCCAGAAACUCAACCAAUAUUUUCACGUGUCCGACAGAGCUGCUGAACCCGCACGAGGAGCACCCAAUCAUGACAAACUGUAUAAAAUUCGACCUGUAAUAGAGCAUGUUUCAGGGACAUUUGGUGACAGCUAUACGCAUGGCAAGCAAGUGGUAAUAGAUGAGGCAAUGGUGAAAUUCUAUGGACGGAAUUCAAUGAAACAGUAUAUGAAGGCCAAGCCCAUCAAACGAGGAAUAAAGAUAUGGAUGCUGUGCGACUCCAAUACAUACUACUGUUCCAAGUUUAGCGUGUAUCUGGGUCGCCAGAACAACGCCACUGAACAUGGACUGGCCUACAAUUUCGUAAGGAAUAUGACCAGUGAGAUCCGAGGAACCAACCGUGAGGUCUACUGCGACAAUUAUUCUUAA
Messenger RNA from Dreissena polymorpha, 933 nucleotides. Its product is annotated as piggyBac transposable element-derived protein 4-like. Bases 1 to 933 code for a protein of 310 amino acids. The transcript has 2 exons. The record is from RefSeq and is a predicted model, not a curated record. Lineage: Eukaryota; Metazoa; Mollusca; Bivalvia; Myida; Dreissenidae.